AUGAGUGCUCCACCGACAAUACCUCCACGCCCAGCGCGGGCUCAGAACAGCACCUCUCCUGCACCAGGAACCCACAUGGACGUCCCCAAGAUUCCCCCACGCCCGAAGCGCGGCAUCGAACGCUCCGUCUCCCCCAGCGGUGACAGAUAUGCUCGCUCCCCACUGAACGACCCAACAUACGUACAUGGCGGUCCGCCAAAAGAGGGCGGCCGACUCAGCACUGAUGUGCCGUCCCGCCCACCGAGCGUCUCCAUGCCCUCGCUCGGCGAGGAAGGCAACGAAUACGCCAGUUUUGAGGACCUGUCGAAAACUCUUACAACCGAGAAUCAGGGUAGCUCCCCACAACACAUGGGGAAUGUGGCGGGAGACUUGCCUCUGCAUGCUCCUACUGCCUCAGUUCCUAGUUCUACCGCCAAGAGUAGGAUCCAGGCGGUGACGCGGACCGAUUCGCAGACUGCUGCUGCUGCUGGCUUUGGUUCGCAGUUGUCAGUCGAUGACAAGGUCGCGCAGGCCAAGUCUGGCCGUUCAGGCUCCUCUGCUGGAUCGCGCCCCAGUUCGCUUUACAACGACAAGGAUGAACAUGGUAUUCCGGAGAUUGGCGUUCAGGUGCCCAUGUUCCGCAAUGCUGGAGACGUUCAGGCACCGAGCCCCGCGCCAUAUGCCCAACCAGCCGCGUCUCAAGGAGUUGGCUUCAACCAAAAGACCAGUGGCCGUCAUCAUGGCAGGACCAAGAGCGGCCGAGAGAUCUUUCAUGGUCCCCCCGGAAGCUAUGGCAUGCACGGCCACGGGAAGAUCUCGACAGACGACUUCGAGCAGAAGUGGUACCAAAAUCAUCCUGACGAUCUGAAGCGCGAAAAGGCCGGCGAAUAUGGGCCACACAUCCAAGAAAACAGAAAAGAAUACCACUGGGGUGCAGACAAUCUGGAGAAACUUGUACACAAAAGGUCUCAGGACAUUGGUAUGGGUACCAGCCGAGAAGCUGUUAGCACUCCCGAUGAGCAAAUUGGCUACAGGGCCACUGAGGAAUAUGCCUCGAGGAUGGCCUCUCCUAGGCCACAAUCUUCCGGUCGCCCUGCAUCAAUCAAAGGUGGCCACGUCGACUCGCCGCUCCGCAACGAAGCGGGCCAGGAAGUCAACGACAAGGGUGAAGUCAUUCAUAUUGAUCCCCCUGCGCACCGCUCUAACAAGGUUCACGGUGGAGGCUAUGAUCCACCAACCGAGGACCUUGGUCCACAGGGCGGUAACACAUCAGAACAAGGCGGAUGGGUAACUGAGCGUGGUUACGGCACUCCCAUUCUGGCCUCUGAUGAGCUGAAGAAGCACCCAGACAGCGAGUGGAGACAGCCUGCUGUAUCGCCUGAGCUGGAGCGUCAUGGCAACGAAUACACAGUGAACGAGGAUGGUACUCCACAAUACAUCACCAGAUCGCGCCCUCAUAGUAGAAACUCUAGCCGGAACAACAACACGCAGCAACGCGUCAUCCCCAGCCCGGCCCAAUAUGACCGCGGCGGUGCCCCACUUGAGUCCCACAAGGAGUAUGAGCCGCUGUUCCCUGAGGACGAGGACGACAGCAAGAAACCAAAGACAAAGGUCGACAAGCUUAAGCGUCCUAGUGUUGCGCGUCACCAGUUCCCAAGCCAAGACGUCUGGGAAGAUACCCCUGGCAGUCUACAGCUUGAGACUACCGUGGACACCCCCCAAGAGCCUGAGGAGCCAAAGACUGCCGGUGGUAACGGCGAUGUCAGCCCCGCGAAGGUGUUUGAAGACCCCGCCGCGGAAAAGAAACGCAAGGAAGAGAUCAACAAGGAGGAUCAGAAGUCAUUCCUGCCUGAGCACACUCGUCAAUUUGCAGCCGAGAACAAACACCUUGGAAAAGUGCGCGAAGACGCGCCAGGCCGCCCCGGAAUGCAGCAACGCUUUCCAAGUCAAGACAUCUGGGAAGAUGCGCCAUCUCAUGGUCAUCUUGAGACGACUGUCAGCACUCCCCAGAUGGAGGAAACGAACGAGUACGCGGAAGACUCUCCAAUUGAGCAAAAGCCUCAGGUUCCGGCUCGACCCAGUAUUCCUGCUCGACCUUUGAAGAGGGAGGUAUCCAACGAAGAUAAGAAAGCGCCCAUCAUUCCAGAGCGUCCGAAGCCCCAGCUUCCCGCACGCCCGACCAAGCCAUCUUCGUCCGAAAGUGUUGCGACUGUUGAGUCACAAGCUGGUGAGAACGAGUCUCCACAAGGGAAGACAAAGCCACCGGUACCUGCCCGCCCUGCCGGCUCUAAGAUUGCUGCUCUCCAAGCAGGCUUCUUGAAGGACUUGAAUAGUAAGCUCGGCCUUGGCCCCGUCGCACCUAAGAUCAAGGAACCUGAACCGGAAGAAGAAGAUAAGGAUUCGGCACCGCUUUCAGAUGCCCGCAAGAGUAGAGCUAAGGGCCCACAGAGGAGGAGGCCUGCUGCAUCUCCUUCGCCAUCUGCGACGGCAUCUGAAGCUGCUGUGCCAAAACAGAAGCUGGACUUUGGUCCCGUGACCGCAAUUUGGAGCUUCAACGAAGACGGCAGUCUGGAUGUACCCGCUGCCAAGAUGGCAGCCCAGAUGCACCAUGCGCUAAACGUUCCUGCAAAGGCUGAUGAGCCUGCCGUUACCGAGACGGAAGCAGAGAAGACCGUUGGGUCAGAACCACCACUUACACAGACAAAGUUAAAAGAGAGUAGUGAGCCUGCCUCAACGAUUGAGGCUGUUGUUGACAAAACGCCUUCUACUCUUGAGCAGGUGACUUCUCAGGCGUCAGACGCACUCCAGUCAGUCACUUCCAAGGUUUCAUCUGCCCUUCAACCACAAGAGCCUUUGGUUACUGAGGCUGUACCCGGUUCUACCGACGCACCGGGUGCCUUUCCUGGCUCGGGCCCAGGCCUAGAGAAUGAGACCGAGAGCAAAAGCGCCUCUCUGGAACAGAAAGCCGUCAGCACAUCUACCGAGGAGAAGAAGGCCGAGGAUGUACCGACAAAAUCCCAGUAG
Messenger RNA from Pyrenophora tritici-repentis Pt-1C-BFP, 3003 nucleotides. RefSeq lists its product as uncharacterized. The record is from RefSeq and is a predicted model, not a curated record. NCBI's taxonomy places the organism in Eukaryota, Fungi, Ascomycota, Dothideomycetes, Pleosporales, Pleosporaceae.